GUAACUAGACACCUCUAUACAUUCUCAUUGAAAAAUGUCUAUUAUCUUCCAGUCAACAAAAAGCCUUCCCAGGUGAUACACUGACACAGCUAGCUACUGAAGCAGAUGUCGGAAGAACGCCGCACCGCAAUUAGCUAAGUUAGUUGGAUCUCUCUUGAAACAUCUUCAGAGUGAGAGACACAGUGUUCGCACGUGCUUUACAUUUCAAGAGACUGCAAGAUAACUUAAUGGCCAUGGAACUCAGUCCACCGAUUCCCCCCACCACCACCACUUUCUUCAGGAACGAGCCCAGACCUCUCAAAGACAGGGUAAACAAACUAUUCAGCCAUAUGUCCCAAUCAAUGUCUUUAAGACCAAUCCAUGGUGAUUUGGUGGAGUCACCGACUACCCCACGUGUGAUUCAAGGGCGGUUGUUCCAUCACACCAUUAGUCUUUUACCUCUACAAAGAAAAGUUGAAAGGAGUGACUACACACAACAGCUUCAUAUGAUAAAUACAAGCAGUCCGCUGUGCACAGCUCUUCUCCGUAGUUGUGAUAGGUCUCCUCAAGAGGUCCCUGAAUUUGGAAUCUUCUCCAGCAUUUCCAGUUUUGCCUCAAAGCCCUCGAGCCCUCUUCUCCCAUCCAUGGCACCCCCUACAGAUUUCAAGGCUGCUCUGAACUCUCUUCCCAAGAUCUCUAGCCCCUACUUCCCAGUCUCAAAGUCCAAAAUUGCACUGCCAAGAAAAUUACGCAUGCGAGAUGAGCUUGGAGACGUUGUGGCGUGGAAAUCUUCACCAAAGAAACGCAAAAUCAAGUUACAUCUAUCAGUUGUUACUGAACCGCCAUUCAAGAAGCCAGAGCUGACAAACGUCUGUCUGGAUAUCUCAAGUUGGAGACUGGGAUCAUUACACAGUGUAAUCAAGAGCACUGUUUCAAUCACUCAUGAGAAAAUUGAGCUGAACCAGAGGGUGUAUGUGCAGUCAUCGGAGUUGACCAGCUGUGAGUUGUGCCUUGAUCAGAAGCUGCCAGUUAUUUUCAUCCAGUCCACCUCUGCUGGUAGUCUACGCCUACGGGUACAGCUGAAUAUGUCUCGGGAGAAAUGGGCAGUGUGGUACGACUGUGGCGCAAGUGCCAGCCCAGCAGAGAAAUACAUUGUGCUGAUGCUUGAGAACUUGCCCUCGGCAGAGCAGCAGAAUGCUCUGGAGAAAAUUCUCUCCGGCAUUGGUAGAGCAAAUCAGCUGAACGAGUUCCCACGCAAAAUCUCUUUGGAUGAAGCCUACAACAGACUAAUGGCACAAGACGAGGGGAGUUCUGUUGCGUCACUCACUGUGGCACAGAGUCCUCCAGCCUCGCCACAGACUCCGCAGCAUAUGCUUAAUGUCUUAGACACAGAUGAGGAGGACUUGCUGGAUGCUGGAGGCAAUGCGCUGACAGUCACUCCCACAGCUAUCGCUGACUCGGUCAAUAGGUUGUUGGUUUUCCCUCCUCCACCAGCUAAAGGAGGCAUAGCAGUUACAAAUGAGGACCUAGGCUGCCUCAAAGAAGGAGAGUUCCUGAAUGAUGUAAUCAUAGACUUUUACCUGAAGUAUUUGUUGUUGGAAAAGCUGAUGAGUGAAGAUGCAGAGAGAACUCACAUAUUCAGCACUUUCUUCUACAAACAUCUCACCCAGGGAAGACAGAGGGGGGGUGGGACAAAUGGAAAACAACCCCUAAAGAAGAGGAGGCACGAUCGAGUGAAGUCAUGGACCAGACAUGUUGACCUCUUUGAAAAAGACUUUCUUUUUGUUCCCAUAAAUAAGUCGGCCCACUGGUUCCUGGCCAUUGUCUGCUUUCCUGGACGCUGUCAACCUGAUGCAGAGAGCCGAUCUCCAGCCAACACCCUGGAGGAUGUCUGCCCACAGGGGCCUGCUCGGUCCGACUGGCUGGAAACCAGCUUCUUCUGGAGGACUGGCCAAGACUUCUCCUACUCCCCCAACCCUUUGUCAUUGUUCUACAAGCCCACCAACACUGCCACUGGGCCAAAUAAGGGGAGCACAGGGCCAGCCGAUGUCUUUUCCUUUGAAGAUGAGGAAGACAUGGACAUUACGAGUGAACUGCUGCAAUACAAGAAAAAUUUACCGAAACCAUGCAACACUGAACAACCCUGCAUUCUCAUCAUGGACUCUCUAGGUUGUGGUCGGUCCAGUGUGGUCAACAUCCUGAAAGAGUACUUGGAAGAGGAGUGGAGAGUAAGAAAGGGAACUCCAUGUAGUUUUGAGGUGAAGGGUUUCAGUCCUUCGGUCCCACAGCAGAACAACUCAAGUGACUGCGGGAUUUACUUGCUACAGUAUGUGGAGAGCUUCUUUGAGAGUCCUCUUCAAGGUUUCGAAGCGCCCAUGGACCUGAAUGACUGGUUUCCACAGACUCGUGUGGCAAAGAAGCGAAAAGAAAUUAGAAAGCUGAUUCUGAAAAUUCAAAACCAGCAACAAAUGGCAGGAAAAGCUGAAGAUGGGUCACCAUAGCUAGAUGGGUCUGCUGCUCUUUCACUCUCAUGCAAAUACACAUAUGGACAUACACACUGACUGCUUUGAAGGCUGCAUACACACAAUAAGAUGGUUUCUGUUAAACAUUUUUUAAAAAACAGUUUUUUUGUUUGUGUAUCGUACAGAUGAGUCGAUUUUGUUCCUCUCCUCCUUGUAAUUCGUAAAUACAGCACGGUUCUAAAUUGAUUUGCAUAAAAUAUAAUUUUGUCCCAUUGGAUUGUAUGAUUAAAUAAUAAAUCUUA
This is a messenger RNA of Sardina pilchardus (European sardine), 2743 nucleotides long. RefSeq names its product SUMO specific peptidase 6b (gene senp6b). Gene Ontology annotation, molecular function: SUMO-specific endopeptidase activity. The record is from RefSeq and is a predicted model, not a curated record. The coding region runs from base 228 to 2480 and encodes 750 amino acids. Gene Ontology annotation, cellular component: nucleus; cytoplasm. NCBI's taxonomy places the organism in Eukaryota, Metazoa, Chordata, Actinopteri, Clupeiformes, Clupeidae. Gene Ontology annotation, biological process: protein desumoylation; proteolysis. The transcript is spliced from 18 exons.